CCUUUAGCGCCCCGUAGAAAGUCCCCCACAAUGCUCCGCGGCGGGAAGGUGACAGCGGACAGCCAACAUGGCGGCGUACCUCACCCACCAGCAGAAGGUCCUGCGGCUCUACAAGAAGUCACUCAGACACCUGGAAUCAUGGUGCAUAUUCAGGGAUAAGUACAGGUUCUACGCUUGUCUGCUGCGGCAGCGGUUCGACGAUGGCGUGGGGGAGAAGGACAUGGUGAAGGCCACCCGCAUGCUGAAGGCCGGAGAGGAGGAGCUCUGGACCAAUCAGCACCCUCAGCCCUACAUCUUCCCCGACUCCCCGGGCGGGACGUCCUACGAGAGAUACGAGUGCUACAAGGCCCCGGAGUGGCUGCUGGACCACUGGCACCCGUCUGAGAAGAGCCAGUACCCGGACUACUUCAGCAAGAGAGAGACCUGGAAGAAACUCAGAGAGCAGAGCUGGGACCGAGAGGUGGCCCAGCUCCAGGCCGAGACGCCGGCCGGCGGGCCCCUCAGCGAGGCCCUCCCCCCGGCCCGCCAGGAGGGACACCUGCCCCCCAUGUGGUGGCAGUACGUCACCCGGCCCCGCGAGCGCCCCACCUAGAGCUCCACCCCUCUCCUCCACCCUCCCUCCAGGCAGCAGCUGUCCGGGCGUCCUGUGGGGUCCGACCCGUUACCCUAUAAAUAUAAUAUUAAUAAACCUGUUGAUGAUGA
This is a messenger RNA of Gadus macrocephalus (Pacific cod), 702 nucleotides long. It is a transcript of the gene ndufb9, whose product is annotated as NADH:ubiquinone oxidoreductase subunit B9. The record is from RefSeq and is a predicted model, not a curated record. NCBI's taxonomy places the organism in Eukaryota, Metazoa, Chordata, Actinopteri, Gadiformes, Gadidae. Bases 68 to 592 code for a protein of 174 amino acids. The transcript has 4 exons. Gene Ontology annotation, biological process: mitochondrial electron transport, NADH to ubiquinone.